Molecule: messenger RNA, 978 nt
Organism: Dicentrarchus labrax (European seabass)
Lineage: Eukaryota; Metazoa; Chordata; Actinopteri; Moronidae
Exons: 2
Coding region: 53-895 (280 amino acids)
Biological process (GO): regulation of transcription by RNA polymerase II
Cellular component (GO): nucleus; transcription regulator complex
Molecular function (GO): DNA binding
Source: RefSeq, a predicted model, not a curated record
AGAAGACUGCCGCUUCCGCGUCCGCGCAGCACAGACACAACAGUAGGGCAAAAUGGACGAUAAGUUAAUAUUGUCUGUAUUUAAUUACCCAGAGCUGUACAAUGUCACUUUGCCGAAUUACCGCUGCACUGAAAGUCGGGCAAAUGCUUGGAGAAACAUCAGUAUCGCACUGGGUCUCCCAUCUGAUGAGUGUAAAAGAAAAUGGAAGAACAUGAGAGACAGGUACUUGAAGGAAGUACGAAUGGAGAUCAAAAGCAAGAAGCAAGGAGAGAUUGUGCAAAGUAGAUGGAAAUACAGACAACUUAUGAAUUUUAUUGCACCCUUCACUGGAUCAAGAAGUGGAGUGGCCGACAUCUGCGGCAACAACGACGACGACCACGACAAUCCUGACAACGAGUCUUGCAGCGCGGAGGGAGAAAGCGCUUCCUCUGACGCAGUCAAGACGCCGCAGUCCAUCAUGAAGGUCCCUGUGAGUCAACCUGACCUCAAGCCCCAGGUAGCGUUCAUGACUCAGCUUCCUUCGGUGUCUCAAGACGCACAGAUGGCCCAGCUGGCUGUUCUGGCUAAGAUGCCGUCAGGCCAGCAGAUCACGCCGAGCACCAAAACUGGAAGGAAACGGCGCCUGAUGCAAGAGGCACUUUCACUGCCUUCUUCUCAAAGUACAACAUCCCCAACAAAAUGGCUAGUCAAAGACAAUGGCACCUCGUUUCCCAACAGGCCGCGGGAUGAGGAUGAACUGUUUCUACUGAGCUUUGUCCCUGCUCUGAAGCGACUCGCUCCACAGAAAAGGUGCGAGACAAAAAUAAAGAUCCAGCAGAUUAUGUAUGAAGCAGAGUUCAACGUCGCACAGUCAGAAUCUCAAGAGAAACAGCCGGAGCCAGAAACGCAGGACUAGACCAAACUGACUGCUUUUGUACUUUACUUUUGUUUUCUAAAAAUCCACAAAAUGACCAAAAUAUAUAUUUUUACAGCACAGAA